AUGGCCCUGGAGCGGGCGCUGCAGGCGGCGCGGCAGGGCGACCUGGACGUGCUCAAGUCCCUGCACGCCGCCGGCCUGCUGAAGGCCUCGCUGCGGGACCCGCUGGACGCGCUGCCGGUGCACCACGCUGCCCGCGCCGGCAAGCUGCACUGUCUGCGCUUCCUGGUGGAGGAGGCCGCCCUGCCCGCCGCGGCCCGCGCGCGCAACGGCGCCACGCCGGCCCACGACGCCGCCGCCACUGGCCACCUCGCCUGCCUGCAGUGGCUGCUCUCGCAGGGCGGCUGCGGAGUGCAGGACAAAGACAAUUCUGGUGCCACAGUCCUGCACCUGGCUGCGCGCUUCGGCCACCCUGAGCUGGUGGACUGGCUGCUGCGUCAUGGCGGUGCGGACCCCGCCGUGGCCACAGAAACAGGCGCUCUGCCUGCGCAUUAUGCUGCCGCCAAAGGAGACUUCCCCUCCCUGAGGCUUCUCAUCGGGCACCAUCCUGAGGGAGUGAAUGCCCAAACCAAGAACGGUGCCACGCCCCUGUACCUGGCGUGCCAGGAGGGCCACCUGGAGGUGACGCAGUACCUGGUGCAGGAGUGCGGCGCGGACCCGCACGCGAGCGCCCACGACGGCAUGACCCCGCUGCACGCGGCGGCGCAGAUGGGCCACAGCUCGGUCAUCGUGUGGCUGGUGAGCUGCACCGACGUGAGCCUGUCGGAACAGGACAAGGACGGCGCCACGGCCAUGCACUUCGCGGCGAGCCGCGGCCACGCCAAAGUGCUCAGCUGGCUCCUGCUGCACGGCGGCGAGAUCUCGGCCGACCUGUGGGGCGGGACCCCGCUGCACGACGCCGCUGAAAACGGGGAGCUGGAGUGCUGCCAGAUCCUGGUUGUGAACGGCGCGGAGCUGGACGUCCGCGACCGCGACGGGUACACGGCCGCCGACCUCUCGGACCACAACGGCCACAGCCACUGCACCCGCUACCUUCGCACCGUGGAGAACCUGAGUGUGGAGCACCGUGUCCUGUCCCGGGACCCGUCCGCUGAGCUGGAGGCCAAGCAGCCUGACUCUGGCAUGUCUUCACCCAAUACCACCACGUCGGUGCACCCGCUGAACUUUGACCUCAGCUCGCCCACCAGCACCCUCUCCAACUAUGAUUCCUGCUCCUCCAGCCAGUCCAGCGUGAAGGACCAGCGCCCCCCACGCCGGCUUCCCAGCUCAAGAGCUGCAGAUAUACAAAACUACAUGAACAUGCUGAGUUCGGAGCUGGGCCGGCCCCGGGGCAAGAUGGAGAGAACCACACCACUGCCACCACCACCCAGCUUCCCUCCACCGCCCCCACCCCCGGGCACCCAACUGCCCCCACCCCCACCAGGCUACCCAGCUCCCCAGCCCCCCGUGGGGCCACAUGCAGCUGACAUCUAUAUGCAGACCAAGAGCAAACUCCGCCACGUGGAGAUGGAGGCCUUCAAGAUGGAGCUGAGCUCCCGCGACGGCCGCAACGGGCUGAGGAGGCAGGACUCCGGCCGCAAGCCCCGCGCCUUCAGCAAGCAGCCCAGCACGGGGGACUACUACCGGCAGCUGGGCCGCUGUCCCGGGGAGCCGCUGGCCGCAGGCCCGGGCAUGGCGCACAGCGAGGAGGUGCGUGCCUGCCAGCCCGCACCCGCCGGCCGCCCUGGACCCGGCCUGGCCUCCCGCGCCUCACUCGCUAGCCCCUCCGCUCCCCCGCAGGCGGCGGUGCUCCCCGGGAACCACGUGCAUAACGGCUGCGCCGCGGACCCCAAGGCGUCCAGGGAGCUGCCCCCGCCGCCGCCGCCGCCGCCCCUGCCGGAGGCCCUUAGCUCGCCGCCGCCUGCUCCGCCCCUGCCCUUCGAGGGCGCUGGCCCUGGUUGCGGGCAGCGUCGCUCCUCCUCGUCCACUGGCAGCAGCAAGUCUUUCAACAUGAUGUCCCCCACGGGUGACAACUCCGAGCUACUGGCUGAGAUCAAGGCGGGCAAGAGUCUGAAGCCGACGCCGCAGAGCAAGGGGCUGACCACGGUGUUCUCGGGCAGCGGGCAGCCUAUCUCCCAGGCGGACUCGCCGCUGCCUCAGGCGUCGCAGGCGCCUUCACGGGCCCGCAGCCCCACCCCGCCGGCCGCCGGGCCCCAGCCUCUGCUCAACGGCAGCGUGGCGCCGGCGCCGCCCGCCACCCCGGCGCCAGGCGUGCAGCUCGACGUGGAGGCGCUCAUCCCCACGCACGACGAGCAGGGCCGGCCCAUCCCAGAGUGGAAGCGGCAGGUGAUGGUGCGGAAACUGCAGCUGAAGAUGCAGGAGGAGGAGGAGCAGAGGCGGAAGGAGGAAGAGGAGGAGGCCCGGCUGGCCAGCAUGCCCGCCUGGAGGCGAGACCUCCUGCGGAAGAAGCUAGAAGAGGAGAGGGAGCAGAAGCGGAAAGAAGAGGAGCGACAGAAGCAGGAGGAGAUGCAGCGAGAGAAAGAGCAGUCGGAGAAGCUGCGGACGCUGGGCUACGACGAGACCAAGCUGGCGCCCUGGCAGCGACAGAUCAUCCUGAAGAAGGGAGACAUCGCUAAGUACUAAUGCCGCCCUCCUGCCCGCAGCCUCGUGAGCUCGAGGGGCCCCAGCCUACGCCCCGGCCUGCCCGGCCCGGGGCGGAAGGGCUGGGAGCCGCGCUGCCUUCCCCUCCCGCG
Molecule: messenger RNA, 2669 nt
Organism: Neomonachus schauinslandi (Hawaiian monk seal)
Lineage: Eukaryota; Metazoa; Chordata; Mammalia; Carnivora; Phocidae
Gene: ESPN
Product: espin
Exons: 13
Coding region: 1-2559 (852 amino acids)
Biological process (GO): actin filament bundle assembly
Cellular component (GO): cytoplasm
Molecular function (GO): actin filament binding
Source: RefSeq, a predicted model, not a curated record